CAAAAGUCAGCCCUCUCUGUUUAGACUUGAAAAUUUGUGGCGCAGGCUUUCUUUUCUGGAUAGGUUUUGGAGAAUCAUGUUUAAAAUGCUCGACUAUUAUCAAGGAAAGACAAUAUUCAUCACCGGAGGGUCCGGCUUCCUUGGCACAGUUUUGGUACAUCGGAUCGCUACAACCAUUGAGUUCAAACACAUAUACUUGCUGCAACGUGGAGGGAAAAGUGGCCUGUCCGGGAAAUGGCACCAACAUCUCCCAUUUGAUACUGCGCAAUGGCUUCUAGAUCACCCCCGCAUCACCAUUCUAGACGGUGACAUGAUGAAGCCUAGCCUAGGCCUUGACGCUGAUCACAUUGAGAUGUUGAAGCGCAACGUCCAUAUCAUCAUCCAUGCCGCAUCUUCAAUCAACCUUGCCCAGCGGCUUCAAAAGAUUUGGCCCAGCGUUAUCCGGGCCACAGAGUAUGCUGUCGAACUGGGGCUCCAAUGUGACAAAUUGGAACGUUUUGUUUACGUCUCAACAGCGUAUACCAAUACCCAUCUGUGCAGCCUGUCUCUCAAAGGAGAUGUGGAAAUGGAAGAGCGUAUAGUACCACUUGAAUCUACCUCUCCCAAUAAUGUUAAUUCCACUGUGGACGAAGAAUACUCGGAACUACAGUCACGAGGAUCCACCAAAGAAUACGAAAGCAACGACUUUCCCUGGGGUUAUGUGUAUGCCAAACAUCUUUCCGAGCGCCUAGUCACGGAAAGGUUCACAAGACACGGCAAGUACGACCGAUUGCUGAUUUUACGGCCCUCGGUGAUUGGGCCGGCCGAGAGCCUUCCAUACCCCGGGUAUGCGGUUCCCACAUCGACCCCAAUGACUAUGAUCGUGGCCUUGUUUGUCAACCAUACAGCGUUUUCCUUUGAAUUGUCCAGCAGGCUAGACGACCCGGAAUCAGACUCCAAUCUGGACGAAGUCCCUGUUGACAUCGUUGUAGAUCGCCUUCUGGCUCAUCUGGCUUACCAAACCCAAGGCUGCGUCCAUGCGGUAAGUGGCAGAAAAGCUCGGAUUUUCUUCAGGGAGGUAGAAGCGGCAGUUUACCAACUCCGAUGGUUACCUUGGCGGUUUCGUUUAACGUGGGUGAAGGAGAACGGGUGGAAUACCGAAAAGUCAAACGCAAUCAGUCGUCUAUACAAGAUCUUUGGUACUUCGUUCAACUUCCAUGAAGGGAAGACUGAGCAGCUGAUGUCGAAGUUGAGCGUGGAAGAAAGAAGGACAUUGCGGUUGUUCAAUACCAGGAAAGUCGGUGCAUUUGAGCUAGUGUCCCGCAGCAAGCAGAUGUAUGAUUGCUCGACUAUAUUCGCCAGGAAGAUAGCUUAUCCUUACCGGGCCUUUUACCAACUGUUAUGGAUUAUCUGGUGGGUUUAUGUCAAAUUGAUUGUUGCUUGGGCGGGAUUUGAUCUGCGGACGGUGACCCGGCAGCUGUUCGCUGGACGAAAGGUCCAUUAACAAUAUUCAUUAUUGCGCGACUUUUCUGUUUUGAUCGCCUUUCGCCGCAUGUUCCAAUAGGAAGCAAAGCAAUGAUACGUUGAGAGAUGAUGAAAUGGUGUACAUCAGGUGCGUGAUGCGAGACGAUGGGCGAUGCGGGGGGGUGUUGGAUAGACGUUGGGAAUGAAGUUGUAGAAAGGAACGACCUAGAGAUUGAAGGGGUCAGGUGAUCAGCAUCAACAUAGAUCAUGGUAUUAGAGCUCAUUGAUAUUCUACGAUGGUACAUUGCUGGUUUAUGGAAAGAUAUAAUGACACUUAGCAGACCAUGAACUCCUUUCUACUUGCAUUCUUUGUCUGGUGCGCACCGACUGAAAUCAUGUAUUGCUAAAUGUCUGCUGCAAAGCUGGCGAAAGAAAGACCUGCGGGUCAAAUUUACAUCACCAUAGUA
Messenger RNA from Aspergillus piperis CBS 112811, 1910 nucleotides. RefSeq names its product male sterility domain-containing protein. Gene Ontology annotation, cellular component: peroxisome. Gene Ontology annotation, molecular function: alcohol-forming very long-chain fatty acyl-CoA reductase (NADP+) activity. Bases 86 to 1483 code for a protein of 465 amino acids. The transcript is spliced from 2 exons. Gene Ontology annotation, biological process: long-chain fatty-acyl-CoA metabolic process. Lineage: Eukaryota; Fungi; Ascomycota; Eurotiomycetes; Eurotiales; Aspergillaceae. The record is from RefSeq and is a predicted model, not a curated record.